Venustampulla echinocandica is the source of this 1188-nucleotide messenger RNA. RefSeq lists its product as uncharacterized. The transcript is spliced from 2 exons. The record is from RefSeq and is a predicted model, not a curated record. Bases 1 to 1188 code for a protein of 395 amino acids. NCBI's taxonomy places the organism in Eukaryota, Fungi, Ascomycota, Leotiomycetes, Helotiales, Pleuroascaceae.
AUGGCGCCUACCUCCACUGCGCUGACCGUCAAGGUCGAGAGCGGAUCGCCGUAUCAACUCAGUCAAGACCAGGUACUGAAAGCUUCCGGUGCGCUCCUAAAGCACAUGAAGACCUCGGAGAAAGAAUCGGAAAACUCGAACGAGAAGAAGAAUCUCCUCGCAGACGCCGACGACGACGAGGAAAGCUCUGCCACCCCGAUCUGGCUCAUCCUCUCAACCAAGAAGCACAUUGCCGACAAGAAGCGCCUAAAGCCAAGCAAGAUCGCAAUUCCUCAUUCUAUCAAUUCCUCCGAAAGCUCAACCAUCUGUCUCAUCACCGCCGACCCUCAGCGCACAUACAAAGACAUCGUCGCCUCGCCUGGAUUCCCUAAAGAACUCGCCUCGAGAAUCACCAAGGUCGUGGGCAUCGACAAGAUCAAGCGCAAGUACACGCAAUAUGAAGCUCAGAGGAAGCUAAAAUCAGAGCACGAUCUUUUCCUCGCGGACGAUCGGAUCAUUGUCGGAUUGCCAAAACUGCUAGGGAAGACAAUGUACAAGGGCACCAGUAAACGACCCAUCCCUGUGACGCUUUCUGCUCCUGCGCCCAGGACAGAGGGCAAGCGUAUCAAGCGAGCGAAGGGGGAAGAGCCGGGUGCCGCGCAGCCUUUAGCUAUUGCGAAGGAGAUCGAGAAGGCGCUAGAAGGCACUUCCGUCUAUCUAUCACCCACCGCAACAACGUCUAUUAAAAUCGGAUAUUCUAACUGGGAUGCGCAAAAGCUCGCGGCAAAUGUGGAGGCUGCUGCCAAUGCCCUGAUCGAGAAGCACGUCCCCCAGAAAUGGAGAGGUGUGAAGGGAUUACACAUCAAGGGCGAGGCAACGGCAGCGCUACCUAUAUGGUUGGCAGAUGAACUGUGGGUUGACGAGAAGGACGUCCUGACAGAGGAGCAGGCGAAGGAGGUUGCGCAGGCGAAUGUGGGGAAGAAGCGGAAGGCCAUUGAGGCCGUGACCGAGGAAAAGAAGCAGGAGACGCUUCCAGCAAAGAAACAAAAGCUGCUAGAGAGCAAUGAUGAUGCUUUGGAUAGGGAGAUUGCGCUGAGAAAGGAGAAGUUAAACAAGCAGAAGGAGGAGGCUGCUCAAGAUGUGCUUGAUGAGGUUCCGCAACCUUCGAAGAAGUCAAAGAAGGCCAAGGGGAAGGGCAUUGCUAAGUGA